GGAGCGAUCUGCGGUGGGAGGCCGAUGCAAGGAAGGACGUACAGUUGUGGGAGCUCGGAAAGUUUUGCCGCGGGGAAAAGGCCCAGCUCGUAAAAAGGGGGGAGUCAGGUGUACGUCCCUUGCACGCUUCCCGACACAACCACGCUGUCUCUCUUCCUCUGCUCGUCCUCAACUCCGCCCUUCCAAGUCACGUUUUCCCACCCGGCAGCUUUCAAGCGAUUGCAAAAGGAGGAAAUAGAAGCGGCAAGGGGCUCGGCGGGCCCGGCCUGCGGCGGGGCCCGGGCAUUCCCGCCGGGCUGCGGCGCCUCCUGAAGCCCGUCUCCCCCCCGCCCGGUGAGUGGCCGGCUUGGAGAGCGCGGGCGGAGCCGUUUCCGAGCUGCGCCCGUCGCUAUUGGUCAAGAGGAGAUUCGCUCCGCCAUUGGGUGCGCGUUCCCCGAUAGGCGCCCAGGCCUAUCAGGAGCGGCCGGCCGCGCAAAGGGAAGGGAUAUAAGGGCGGGCGCCAGGGCUCGGGUCACUUACCUGUUCUUUUCGCGUAGUAGUUGGUGUUCGUCGCUGAUCGAUCAAGCGAAGAUGUCCGGCCGCGGGAAGCAGGGCGGGAAGGCGCGGGCCAAGGCCAAGUCGCGCUCGUCGCGGGCCGGGCUGCAGUUCCCCGUGGGCCGCGUGCACCGGCUGCUGCGCAAGGGCAACUACGCGGAGCGGGUGGGCGCCGGCGCCCCGGUGUACCUGGCGGCCGUGCUGGAGUACCUGACGGCCGAGAUCCUGGAGCUGGCGGGCAACGCGGCCCGCGACAACAAGAAGACGCGCAUCAUCCCCCGCCACCUGCAGCUCGCCAUCCGCAACGACGAGGAGCUCAACAAGCUGCUGGGCAAGGUGACGAUCGCGCAGGGUGGGGUGCUGCCCAACAUCCAGGCCGUGCUGCUGCCCAAGAAGACUGAGAGUCACAAAGCCAAGAGCAAGUAAAGCGGAUGCGGACCGUCGUCCCUAGCACCGCAGCGAAACCCAAAGGCUCUUUUCAGAGCCACCCACAGCGUCGGGAAAGAGCUUGAGAUGCCACGGAGCGGGUGCCAGUGGAAGGAUGCGCUGGCGGUGUGUCGGGGUCUG
This is a messenger RNA of Cuculus canorus (common cuckoo), 1101 nucleotides long. RefSeq names its product histone H2A type 2-C. Gene Ontology annotation, cellular component: nucleosome. The transcript has a single exon. Gene Ontology annotation, molecular function: protein heterodimerization activity; DNA binding; structural constituent of chromatin. The record is from RefSeq and is a predicted model, not a curated record. Bases 571 to 960 code for a protein of 129 amino acids. Lineage: Eukaryota; Metazoa; Chordata; Aves; Cuculiformes; Cuculidae.